AUGAAAGAUUCGAAUGACUAUUAUGAUGAAAUUGUAGAAACAAUAAUGAUGAAAGAAAAGGAAAAUGGGAAUUAUCGCUUGAAACAAGAUUCCGAGUGCAAUGAUCCUGAAGCAGAUACCAAUACCAUUUAUCCAAAAGAAGAGGACAAAGAAGAAAAAGAAAAUAUGGAAGAUUUGCAAUAA
Entrophospora sp. SA101 is the source of this 183-nucleotide messenger RNA. Lineage: Eukaryota; Fungi; Glomeromycota; Glomeromycetes; Entrophosporales; Entrophosporaceae. The record is from the annotation of a GenBank genome assembly.